Messenger RNA from Aphidius gifuensis, 4413 nucleotides. RefSeq names its product codanin-1 (gene dlt). The record is from RefSeq and is a predicted model, not a curated record. The transcript has 4 exons. Gene Ontology annotation, biological process: chromatin organization. Bases 210 to 4325 code for a protein of 1371 amino acids. NCBI's taxonomy places the organism in Eukaryota, Metazoa, Arthropoda, Insecta, Hymenoptera, Braconidae. Gene Ontology annotation, cellular component: nucleus.
AACAAUAAAAAUUUGUAUUAUGAAAUUUCUUUUAAUAAAUUUUUAAAUUAAAUUUACCAUAAAUUUUAAUAAUAUUAAUUAGCAAUAAACAUAUUUUUAUAUUAAAAAUUUAAUAAUUUGACAAAUAAUUCAUUAAUGAGUAGUGUUGACAAAAAAACAAAAAAUAAAUUUAUAUAAACAAGUACAUGUAAAAUAAACAAUAUAUUAAAAUGUUGAUAAAAUUAAUAAAUCGUGUAUUAAAAGGUGAAAUAAAAAGUGAAAAAAUACUCGAUUGGUUAACGACAGAUAAUCCUUUGGAUAUUGUAUUUCCGGAUGUCGUACAAAAUGAAUCAACAAGAGUUGAAUUUGUCCUCACCUUUCUUGAUUAUUUACGUGAACAAUGCCAAGGAAUACUCGAGCCUGGAACAAAUGAAUCAAAUGGUCUCCCUCAAACUCCAUCAAAAAAAGAUAAAAUAAAUACAAUUAUUGACAACAAUAAUGACACAUUAAACAAACAAAGUGACAAAAAUAAAAAUUUAGAAAAUAGAAUGUUAAGACUUGAUUUGUCGAGUGACAAUAAAACAACAAUUUUAGAUUCUCCAAAUCGUCAAUGUGAUAGUUAUCAAACUAGUACACCAGUUAAAACAAUAAUUCAUCAAAAAAAUAAAAGUUUUAAUGCAUCAUCAUCAUCAAAUUUUACAAAUAUAUUAUCACCAACAAAUUCAAGUGCCUUACGUUCUGAUAAUCAAUCAUCAUCAUCAACAGCUGGAAUAGUUAAUAUAAGCUUUGGUGAUGUAUCAAUUGAUUCAUCAAUCAGCUCACCACAAACAACUAAAAAUUCAAUAUUUAAUGACUCAAUUAUAUCAAGUUCAUCAGCAGUAGCAUCUAGUCCAUUAUCACCACUCUAUACAAGCCAAGUGUCCACUAAAAAUAGCUCUAGAAAUAAUAAAAGAUCAAAUAAUAAAAAUAACUCACAAAAUUUAGAUAAAUCACAAAAUAAAAAAAGUUUUACACUUGCUGAUUUUGUUGAUACGACAAAUACAAAAGUAUUUAAAAAUGAUGCUAGUACUGAAAAAGAUGAUAAUAAUACGAAAAAUAAAUCAAGAUCUAGAAGACGAAUUAAACCAACAAAAUUAAAUGUAUCAAGUUGUCAAGAUAAUCAACAACAACAAGUAUUUGGUAUAAUAACAAGACCAGUUAUAAAAAAUCCUCAAUUUUAUUCAGCAGAACCAACGGAAAAUAAUAUUGCCUCAUUUGAAACUGAAAGAGAAUUAUUAAAAUUAGAAAGACAACGACAAAUUGACGUACCAAUAACAGAUACAAGCAAUAUUGAACAAAAAUGUUUAAUAACACAAACAAAAACAUCAACUAUUAUAUUGGCAAAAAUUGAGCUUGUUGAUGAAAUUAAAAGUUUAGAUAUAUUAGCAAAUAUUUAUGGUCAAUUAAUUAGUAAUAAUUUAGUACCAAAUCCAAUGAGUGAAUUGUAUUUUAUAAUAACACUGAUAACAUCACAAUUUAAAAAUACAGAUUCACAUACAAAUUCAGAUAGUUUCAAUAAGCUCAAAGAAAAUAUGGGUUGUCAAGAAAUAUGUGAUGAUAAAAAUAUUAUUAUUAAUCAUGAAAAUGAUAGAGAUAAAUCAACCAAUGAGACACAAUAUUUAUCAACAAUUCAUCAGUGUAUUUAUUUUGCAACAAAAGUACUUGCAAGUCUAAAAAAUUUAUUAACAGCUUUAGACAGAACGACAAUUAAAUUAUUAUCACAAAAUAUUAAUGUCAUUAAUUUUCAAUCAGAUUUACAUGAUUAUUUGACAAAACUUUAUGAUGAAAAAUACAAAGAGUCAAGAAUAUUCAAACAAAAUGAGCAGCAGUCCACUGAACAAACAAAUGUUUGUUUUCAUGUUGAAACAGAUAAUCUUGAUCAUUUUCCUUCACCAUUGUCAUUUUCAACAUUUAGAAAACAACGUGAUUUAUUUUAUGAAAUUAUAAAAAUUUGGGAAGACAAUCAUUUGUCACCAGAUUGGAAUUUUUCAAGUUCACUUGGACGUAAAAUAAAUACAAUGUUAACAAUGCACAAUGACACUGUUAAUUAUUUUCAUAUUGCACGUUUAUUUAAAUCACAACUUUUAAUAUCAUCAAUGCAAUAUGGACAAGUUGAAAAUCCAAUAAUAACUGAUGACUACAAUAACAUACUGGAAUCAUUGAAAAAUAUUAAUCCAGAAAAGCUAAAACAAUUACAAGAACGUUUAGUAACACCAGUCCAGUCAAUUGGUCCAGUUCCAAAACCAUUAUUUUUUGGUGUACAAGAAUUUUAUCGUGAUUUUUUAUUAACAUCAUCAAACGCAAUAUUUAAUACGAUACUUGAAAAUAGUCUAAUUCAAGAAAUAACAUUAUUAAAUAAUACAAAAUUUACAUGCAGUGAUUUGGAUAUUAAAUCUGAAAAGAGUGUCGAUGAAAAUACUAAAGAAAAAUAUAUGAUUUGCAUAUCAAAUCUUCGUGUAUUAUCAAAAUUUCUUGGUUUUUUAAUAAGUAUACCAUAUAAAAGUGAAAUAAAUAAUUUAGAUAUAAUAAGUACACAAAUAUCAUUGAGAAAUAAUUAUAUACCAUCAUUGGAUUUGUUGAGUUACAUAAAUGAUGCAAUUAAAAAUGGUAAAUUAUCAUUAACAAUACCUUGGAUUGUUGAAUACUUAGCAAUGCUUGAUGUAGUAUCACUUAGACUAUCAUAUUACAUUAAAAUACUUGAAAUAUUAUAUUGCAUUUAUCGUACGUCAAAUAAAUAUAUGUGCAAUGAGGCAUCAUUGUUGAUUACAUUCUCAAUUGGUUGGCUAUUUGAACAGCCUAAUUUUCCAAAAAAUUUAUACUGCAAUUGGCAAAUGAAAUUUAGCCAAUUAUCUUAUGAACAAUUGGGUAUUGUUAAUGAUGAUAAUAAUGUUAUUAAAAAACAAUUAAAUGUCAAUACACUUGUCAAAGAACAAAAUAGCCAUAAUAAUAAUAAUAUUAUAUUAGAUAAAAUGAAUUUAAUUGAUGUUAGAGCACUGUACAUAUGUUGUCCAUUUUUACGUGAAUUUAAAAUAUUAUUAACACAUGGUAAAACAAAUAUUAGUCAAAAUAAUACAUCAAAAAGACAUAUAACACCUGUGUCAUGUCAGCUAUCACAACCAUCAAGUCAAACAAAAGCUAAAACAAUUGAGUUACAACUUGAAGAAGCAUUUUUUCAUGGUCAUCAAAGUUCGGUUAAAAAUACUGUUGAUUUUGUUGCUGAAAGAGUUGCAUCAAGUUGUGUUAAAUAUAUUUGUCGUAUUAUCAUACCAGAUAUUAAAAAUAAACAUUUAUUGAUGAUGAAAAAAUUUAUUGAUAAUGAUAGAGACAAGAGACCAGAUUCUACUUGUGCAGAAAUAUUACAAAUGAUGAGUGAUAAAUUUUCAAAUAUUAUUAUUGAUGUUACUGAUGAGAUAAGAAAUAAAAUUGAUGAAAUUAUUACAGCUAUGUGUAAAGAUAGAAUUACCAAUGCAAUGACUUCGUUACUUGCUGAAGACAUGCAUGAACAAGUUAAAAAUAUGUGUAUUCAAAUUUCAAUAAGAAUGUCACUUGAAAGAAUUCAUCAGUGGUUUGAUUCAUAUAUUAAAGAUGCAUUUUCAUCAAAAGAUUUUUAUACAAAAUCAUUGUCAAUGAGUAAUAAAAAUGUUGAUAAAACUUUACCACCAUUUUCAUUGAUGACGAGUAAAAAAAUAAUUCAUAAUGAUAAUGCACUAGCUCCAACAUUGGUGAUAAAUGCUGUGAGAAAUAUGAUGUGGGAAUUAAUUGAAAAACAUGGUAAAUGGGCAAUUGUUACUAAAGAUAAUAUUUUAAAAAUUUUAAAUAAUCUUGAAGAAACAUUUUGCCAAAGAAUUGAUCUUGUUCAUUCUGUUAAAAGUAUGAUGUAUCCAUUGAGUUUUGAUUUUGCUCUACAUAUUAUUGUAUUUGACAGACAAUUAUUUGACAUUGAUGUUGAGGAUAAAUUUAUAGUCAUUUGGAAAAUAUGUAAAAAUGAUCAAUUUGAUCAAUUAUUUGCUGGACUUUUAUCACCAAGAAAUAUGAAACUUUUUACUCAAACAUUUGAUCCAUUGGUCUGGCAAAGAUAUGGAAUUUUAAUUAGAAGAUUGUUAAAAGAAAAUUUAAUUGAAAUGGAAAAUUUUAGUGAUCAGUGUAUUGCACUUUUUAGACAUGAAUGGCCGAUAAAUAUUUUACGAGGAGUUGCUCAACUUUUAACUGAAACUAUUGACAAACACAAAUGUACUGAUGAACAUGCAGAAAAAAUUAAAUAUUUUAUUGAUUGGACUGCUGAAAUGUGUGCUGGUUUUGAUUUUUAAUUGUUUUAAUUGUUUUUUUUUUUUUUAAUUUUAAUUUUUGUAUUAUUAUUAUUAUUAUAAAUAAAUAAAUGAAUCUUUUUGACAAAAA